AAGCCCGUUGUGUGCUAGCUGUUGUUAGGCGCUCUCUGUCGUUUAAACUUCCCCCAAAGCGAAGAGCAGGUAGCUGCAUUUUACAGAUGGGGAAAGUGAAGUUUGACAGCUAGGAAAGAACCCAAAUUGAAACCCAGAAGCGAGUCUGCCAAACCUCCCAAAAGCAGUUGACGUUUCCUUUAAUCCAUGGAUUACCUUCCAGGAAAGUGAAUAAACUUAAUUGAGAAUGUCUGAAAACCUUGACAAGUCCAAUAUAAAUGAAGCAGGAAAGUCAAAAUCAAAUGAUUCUGAGCAAGGCCUUGAAGAUGCUGUGGAAAGUUCUGAAGGAGCUUUACAGAAAAAAAUAAAGUCGGGCUCUGCCAGCACCCAAGGAGCGCAGAGACCUCCCUCUAGCCCUCCUCGAUUUGUGACGGUGGAAGAACUUGUGGAGACAGCGAAAGGAGUCACGAACAUGGCUCUCGCCCAUGAAAUUGUCGUAAACGGCAACUUUCGGAUUAAACCCGUUGAGUUACCAGAAGACAGCUUGGAGAAGAGGGUAAAGGAUAUUGUCCAUAAGGCUUUUUGGGAUUGCCUGAGUGUCCAGCUAAGUGAAGACCCCCCAGCCUAUGACCACGCCAUCAAACUGCUUGGAGAGAUCAAAGAGACUCUCUUAUCUUUCUUGCUGCCUGGUCACACCAGACUGAGAAACCAGAUAAGAGAAGUCUUGGAUCUGGAUCUGAUACAGCAGGAGGCAGAGCAUGGGGCCCUAGACAUUUCCAAGCUGGCAGAAUUCAUCAUUGGCAUGAUGGGUACACUGUGUGCACCUGCUCGAGAUGAGGAAGUAAACAAACUCAAGGACAUUAAGGAAAUAGUGCCCCUUUUCAGGGCGAUGUUCUCUGUGCUGGGCCUCAUGAAGGUGGACAUGGCCAACUUCGCCGUGAGCAGCAUUCGGCCGCACCUCAUGCAGCAGUCGGUCGAAUAUGAAAGGAAGAAGUUCCAAGAGCUUCUGGAGAAGCAGCCCAACGCGCUGGACUUCGUCACGCAGUGGCUGGAAGAAGCCGCCGGCGACCUCGCGGAUCGGACGUGUGGACGCGCCCUGCCGGCCGGGGGCGGCGCCGCGGGCUCUGGGGACGCGCCGGUGCCGGUGCCGGACGCGGCGGCCGUGCAGGAUCGCGCGUACCUGCGGCUCCUGCGGUGGGACCACCUGCGGAGGCCGUUCCCCGAGACGGUUUUGAUGGACCAGGCUCGCUUCCAAGAACUCCAGCUGCAGCUGGAGCAUCUGACCAUCCUGGGGGCCGUGUUGCUGGUCACGUUCAGCAUGGCAGCCCCGGGAGUCUCCAGCCAGGCCGACUUUGCCGAGAAGCUCAAGAUGACUGUGCAGAUUCUGCUAACAGAUAUGCAUCUGCCCUCCUUCCACCUGGAGGAUGCCUUGACUGCCAUCGGGGAGAAAGUCUGCGUGGAGGUGAGCAGCCGCCUUUCCCUGUGUGGGUUCAGCCCCCUCACUGCAGACCAGGAGACCGCGCUCAAGGGCCAGAUCCAGGCUGUGGCCAGUCCCGACGACCCCGUCCGCAGGAUCGUGGAUGCCCGAAUCCUGACCUUCUUGGAAACCUGCCUUGCCUCAGGUCAUCAGAAACCAUUGCCCACCGUCCCUGGGGGAUUGGGUCCAGUUCACAAAGAGCUGGAGGAGCUUGCUGUUAAGUUCGUUCGCCUGGUCAACUAUAACAAGAUGGUCUUCAGUCCCUACUACGACGCGACCCUCAGGAAGAUCCUCGUGGGACCCUAGCACACGUGCUCCCUGCAGCGCCUUGUGACCCACCCGCUCAGAUGCCUGUCUCACCUCUAACGUCGCUUCGGAAAAUGGCUAUUUAGUACAUUUCUGUUUAACAGCACCAAUUCCAAAAGGAAGAAUAUUGCUCAUCACUGUUGAAAAGACUUGUUGAGAAACGCGCUGACUUCUCUUUUGAGGGUUAGUGUUUACGAGCGCAGGUUUACACAUCAAAGCAGUUUGUCUUGUGUCGGGUUUCACAGGUGGCCUCAGCUUUUGGGGUGGGCUGCCCGUGUCUGCACCCCGCUGUGUCAGGACUGCAGCCGCCUGUCUCUCCCAGGCCUGGGGCCUCUCUCUGCCUUCAGGGAGUGGUUCUUUCUGACCCCCAAGAGUGUCUGACAGCCCCAAGAGGGAAGAAGCGGAGCCGUGAGCAGGACGUGCUUAGACUCCUGUCCCUCACACACGGCCCCUCCGCCUCCGUCCAGGUCUUUCCUUGGAAUGGGCUUGCGUAGUCUUACUGCCUUUCCCCCGACUUCCUGCCCCCUGCCCGGUCCAACCAGAGCCCCAGAGCGCUUUUGUUCUCGAGGAGAGUUGCGUGAUUCGGAAUAGCUUAUUCUUUUACUCAGAAUUAGUCCUGAGCCUGGAUGAUAACAGUUAGGACUCAGGCGAUCGAGAGAAAGGGAAUUCUUUGACUUUUAAGCCUUGAAAGUUAAGGAGGAGAAAAACUUUUAAAAAAUAUAUGUUAGGGGCUGGCCCGGUGGCCAAGUGGUUAAGUUCAUGCGCUCCGCUUUGGCAGCCCGGUGUUCAUCGGUUUGGAUCCUGGGUGCCGACAU
This is a messenger RNA of Equus quagga, 2577 nucleotides long. It is a transcript of the gene TCP11L1, whose product is annotated as t-complex 11 like 1. NCBI's taxonomy places the organism in Eukaryota, Metazoa, Chordata, Mammalia, Perissodactyla, Equidae. The transcript is spliced from 11 exons. The coding region runs from base 227 to 1762 and encodes 511 amino acids. Gene Ontology annotation, biological process: signal transduction. The record is from RefSeq and is a predicted model, not a curated record.